AAAUGUUCUUAAGGGGUGGGAGCUGCCCCGGAUUGCCGAGCUGGCAGGCAGCAGGCAGGAGGCUCCGCUGCUGCCUCCUCUGUUGAAGCGAUGCCCGCACGUUUCCGUGGGAGCCCCGCCACGAGCGGGGCCGGGCUGCGAGCGCACCCCCAGCCCCGCGGGCGGCGGCAGCAGCCCGGGCUGUGACCCCGCUGCCCACCGGAGCCGGAGCCGGCCCGGAGCGAUGGGCUGGCGGGAGCCCAUGUGAUGCUGGGCUGGCGCCGCUCGCUCCCCGCCGCUCUCCCGCUCGCUCGCUCGCUGUCAUGGCGACUCCCAAUAAUGUUACUGCCACCAACUGCAGCUGGUGGCCCAUCUCGGCGCUGGAGAACAGCGCGGGGAAAUCCACCGAGGGGGAGGAAAAUCACGACCCGACGGACCCCGCUCUCAAAUCCCAGGACAGAUUGGUUUUGUACCACUGGACCCAGUCGUUCAGCUCACAAAAGGUGCGGUUGGUGAUCGCAGAGAAGGGGCUGCCCUGCGAGGAGCGGGACGUCAGCAUGCCCCUGAUGGAGCACAAGGAGCCCUGGUUCAUGCGGCUCAACCUGGGCGAGGAGGUGCCCGUCAUCAUCCACAGGGACAACAUCAUCAGCGACUACAACCAGAUCAUCGACUACAUGGAGAAGAACUUCACAGGAGAGAACGUGCCGCAGCUGAUCCCCGAGCCGGGCAGCCCGCUGCACUCGCGGGUGCUGCAGUACCGCGAGCUGCUGGACUCGCUGCCCAUGGACGCCUACACACACGGCUGCAUCCUGCACCCCGAGCUCACCACCGACUCCAUGAUCCCAAAGUACGCCACCACUGAGAUCCGCAGACAUUUAGCUAACGCCACCACGGAUCUGAUGAAGCUGGACCAUGAAGAGGAGCCACAGCUAUCUGAGCCUUACCUCUCCAAGCAGAAGAAGCUCAUGGCCAAGAUCCUGGAGCAUGAUAAUGUGAACUACUUGAAGAAGAUCCUUGGAGAACUUGGGAUGGUGCUAGACCAGAUUGAGGCUGAACUGGAGAAGAGGAAAUUGGAGUACCAAGGGCAGAAGUGUGAACUUUGGCUCUGCGGAUGCGUCUUUACUUUGGCCGAUGUCUUGUUAGGAGCCACCCUGCACCGCCUCAAGUUUCUGGGACUCUCUAAGAAAUACUGGGAAGAUGGCAGCAGGCCUAACCUACAGUCCUUCUUUGACAGGAUACAGAAACGCUUCGCCUUCAGGAAAGUUUUGGGAGACAUACACACCACGCUCCUCUCUGCAGUGGUACCCAAUGCCUUCAGGCUGGUCAAGCGGAAACCUCCCUCCUUCCUUGGAGCCUCCUUCCUGAUGGGAUCUCUGGGGGGAAUGGGAUAUUUUGCUUAUUGGUACUUAAAGAAAAAAUACAUCUAGUGCUGACUGCUUGGUGUUUAGUUUGGUGUCUCUGUGCUGUGUGAAAUUAUGAUGAAGCCUCAGUAACUGUAAUGAAAUUUGAAGCAAGGUAAUGAAUAAUUAUAUUGUUUAAUGUAACAUUCCAUAGUCUAGAAGUAGAAACCUAUACUGCAAGGAAAUAAGACAACAACAACAACAACAACAACAAAAGUGUCAACUUGUAAAUGCCUUUUUUAGAUUUAAGUAUUCAACUCCAGCGAGAGGCUCAAGGGUUCACGGGCUCAGCCGUGCCCGCCGGGAAGCGGCGCUGCCUCCAGCACCAGCCAGCUCCAGUGGGAGAGACAGGAACCCCAGGAGGCUUCCCGACACCCAAGUUGACUAAUGGGACUUGGAUACUCGUUCCUGUGCGUUUGUGUUCCCAAAUUGUUCACUGGCCACAUUUCACACAUGCAGGUAGUGGGGACUUUCUUCUUCUAGAAAGUUGUGUUGUCGUGCUCGGAGGAUUUUCUGGGAGCAGGGUGCAGUAGCUGGUCACAGUCAAGGUGGAUUUCUGUUCUUCAAGUAUCCAUUUUAAAAAUUAUUUUCAUUAAAAGGAAUAUUUUUUAUUGAGCUGCUCUUAGAAUGUAUUCACUUUCUACGUCUGGUUUUGGUGGGCUUUUUUUUAAAGAAUUUAAUGUCUGUCUUUAACUGCCGCACUUUUUUCUUGAGAUAAAUCGUUUUGACUUUCAUCCUGAAUUCUGGCACAUGAAGGAGAUUAUUGUUUUAAGCCUUUUGGCUCUGUCUCUUGAGUUUUCUUUCAUGGAUUUGCAAAGCAUCUUUCACCAACUGAGCAUAUUUGGACUCUGAAAAAGUACAACCAUUUUCAGAACUUUUCAGCACUUUCCUGAAGGCGCUUUGGCUUUCUUCCAUCGGGGGCUCUUCUCUGUCAUUUCCUCGCUGUGUGUUUUCUUAGGGACACUUUGCACAGAAUCACAUUGAUGACUUUCUUGUGCCUUUUGCAUGCUGGAAAGAAUAACGGGCCUCACUGCUACUCAUGCUUUGGAAACUGAGAUCCUCAAUAAACCAUAUGGGAGGAGUAAUGGCUUUGCAUCUCUAAAUGUGUUCCACAUCCUGCUGGUCCUAGUGCAAGGCAUGCCUGAGGGCAGUGGGAUGUGCAGGAGGUUUGUGCUUUGGCUUAUGUACUGCACUGGUAUAAAACUUGCAUGGAAUUAUAUGUAUUCCUCUUCCAACCACUAAUUUCUGUCAGCACUCAGCCUGCUGGCUUUGCAGGCACUCCAGUGAUCCCUGGGAGCCAUGCUGCAUCUUGGGGCUUGGGAACGAAUGCCAAGUGUGGCUGAAAUAACAGGAAUUGCACUUGCUUCUGAUUCAAAAGUUAUCUUUAUGGAUUUGGAAGCAGCAAGCUUCCCCAGGAGCUUUUGAUACAACCUGGCAGCCACAGAAUUGGGAAUAUUUAGCAGGAAUUCCAAGGGAUGAGCACACAGGGAGUGCAAAAAGCACACAUUUAUAGGUUGCUUGUUUGUAAGGCUGGCCUGACAGUCUUCUGGAAUUCAACAGGCUGUGGAGCUGCAGAGGCUCUGUGUUAUCUGUGUAACCCCCCCGUGGUUGGGGCUGCACUUAAAAUUGGUGUGUGAGAACCUCCAUCCACCACCUGCAUGUGCCCACCUGGCUCCUGCAGCUGAGGCUGCUGAGCAGAACCUUGCAGACACACGUUCUCCCAAAUACAUUCAGUGUUUGCUUCGUGGAUCCAGUGACUUCAGAAGAAAUAGUUAUUUUCCUUCUUUUUGAAGAGGGUGCCCUGAGCUCCUCCCUUUUGCUGCAUCUGAAAGGUGUAAGAAAAUGAACUGUGGGUCAUCCUCUCUUUGGUCAGUUAGCUGGUGAUAAACCCCACUGAAAGAUUUAUAAAGAUACACAAACAUGAAACCCUUACCAGGAUUUCACCCUUUUCCCUUUGUUUGUGGUUCUAACACACAUUCCCCAGUGAUCUCCAAAAGCUGAUGAAAUGCACACACCAGGUGUAGAAAGGAAUAUUAAUGGCUACAAGGCCAGGAAACCCAGAGGGAAGGAGAGCAAAUCCUUCCUCCAUUCCUAGGAUUUCAGUCCAAGAAUGAGGCAGAAGGAAGCUGCUUAGCAAGACUGCUGCUGGUUAUUUUGCUCCCUAAUUUUAUUUAUUUUUGUAUUUUAAACCACAGAAUAAAUUUAAGCAUGGAGCAAAUCAGAUCUCUAAACACUGGAGGAAAUAGGUGUGUGUUUUGUUUAGAGCACACUGUUAAAAUGCAGCUGUUACAAGGAAGCCAGGCAGAUCCAGCAGCUGGAAUAAGGCAUGGACAGGAUCUGUCAACAGUGUUGCACUGUGGGCUACUGGGAAGCCACUGAUGCUGUAGUGGUGGAUUUUGUACAGGUUCUCAGCUAGAAAUAGUCAAUAGUAAGCCUUUGUUCUGCACCAAAUUAAAAAGAAAUAAAAAAUAAAAUAAAAUAAAAUAAAAUAAAAUAAAAUAAAAUAAAAUAAAAUAAAAUAAAAUAAAAUAAAAUAAAAUAAAAUAAAAUAAAAUAAAAUAAAAUAAAAUAAAAUAAAAUAAUAAAAUAAGUGCCACUCCCUGCCACUAAGCCUUGUUUUCCUGCCCUGGUAAGGAAAAAGUACCAGGACUUUGCUCCAGGGAAAAGCAAUCGGGGAGAGUGAUAAAGGACAAUUACUGUGGCAGGCAGAGGCUGGAUUGAUGUGUGAGAUCCCUGGAACGAUGUCAGAGCCCGAUCAAUCCCGAUUAGCCUGUUGCUGGAAGCAGCCCUGUGGUCAUUACACGCUGUCAUCAUAAAAAUUUGCUCUUGCUCCAGCUGAUCUCAGCCACAUCAGACCUUUUCUGCCCCAGUUCCAGUGCAGAGGGGAUCCCACUGCACGACCUGCCCAUGAGCCAGGCACUGACCUGUUCACUGCCCAGGGCAUGUUCUGUACACAGAAAUAUGAAAAUAAUGGCAAAAAUCUGUUUUCUCACUCCAGGACUUUAUGCUUUGCUCUCAGCAAGGUGUGGGGUAACAGCAGUGCCCAAGGGGAAAGGCUGGAAGGUGAGGCCCCUCAGAGGUGCUAUUUUAUAUUUUAAACAAGAGGGAAUGGCUCCUGCUGCAGGAUACUCCUGUGGGCCUGACCCAACCUCAGCCAGGGUUCACUCUAGAUGUACUUAUUUACCCUAGCAAAACUUUAUCCUUUGGAAUCCCUGUAUUUUAGAGACAAAUGUGCUUUGAGGCACCUCAAUGCUUUAAAUUCUGUAUCUGCUGAGGUGUGGAACUUCUGAUUAUCAGAGGGAUGAAAAUCAGAGGCUUUAUGUCAGGUCCAAGCACCCCUGAGAUUCAGCUUCAUGACACAGUCUCUCCCUCCUGCCUCCCAAGCCUCCUGUUAAACAGGCUCCCAGUGGUCACAUUUGCAGAGUUACAGCUUCUGAAAUCUUUUUACUCCUACAGGAUUUGCUCCAAAGAUUCGAUUAUGAAAAUUGAAAAUGUACAUGUCAGCCUUACUGCUGGCUAGCAGCAUUCUCCUUUGCUUGGUAAGGGAUGGAGAAGACCUCUCCAUGCAGAAUAAAGGAUUUCAACACCAAGCUGGCCAGAGGACAGGGAACACACCACAGAGCCUCUCACAGCUCGCCAAAGAAAUCCAGGUCAAGAGCUGCCUAAGAAUAUCUAGUGUCCAUUUGGUGGUCCUGCCAGAAAUUAUUUGCCAAGUGUUCUUCUGUUUUUGAAUGAAAAAACCCAUCUUUACCACCCAACUGCAAUUUCAGAAUCCAGGCUACAGAGGGAGGAGGGAUGAUGUAAGAGCUGCUCCUUCCUUUCUGCUGUGAAAGUAAAUGAAGGAUUUCCCCAUGUAACACCAAACAGAAAACAUUAAAGCUUGUGAAAAUAUUUAACAUCAGGUUGUGUUUGGUGGCAUUCACUGCCAUCAUUAGGAUCAAAGCCAAAUGCAGGCAAUGACAGCAAGUAAAUCCCUCAGGCUGCUGAAAGAUAUACGGGAUUAAAAUAAUGUGGGAUAAUAUGAAUAUAGUAUUUUGAGAUGGCUAGGGAUAAUACAAAAUAUGAUAACAUGAGAUUACAAACUAAAAACCCAAAGGAACAGGAAAUUAUGUACGACCUAAGAACCAACCAUUGUAACCCCAAACUUGCAAUUACCUGUGGCAUAGCUGAGGAUAAA
Messenger RNA from Prinia subflava (tawny-flanked prinia), 5556 nucleotides. RefSeq names its product ganglioside induced differentiation associated protein 1 like 1 (gene GDAP1L1). Bases 303 to 1406 code for a protein of 367 amino acids. The transcript has 6 exons. NCBI's taxonomy places the organism in Eukaryota, Metazoa, Chordata, Aves, Passeriformes, Cisticolidae. The record is from RefSeq and is a predicted model, not a curated record.